Molecule: messenger RNA, 5326 nt
Organism: Colletotrichum navitas
Lineage: Eukaryota; Fungi; Ascomycota; Sordariomycetes; Glomerellales; Glomerellaceae
Product: nucleoporin Nup186/Nup192/Nup205
Exons: 5
Coding region: 248-5254 (1668 amino acids)
Biological process (GO): nuclear pore organization
Cellular component (GO): nuclear pore; nuclear pore inner ring
Molecular function (GO): structural constituent of nuclear pore
Source: RefSeq, a predicted model, not a curated record
CGGCUAACAACCUCCACUACCUGGAUUGACACCGCACCUGAUGGUGGUGCGUGUGAGGUACAACUUCUGAAGUGAUCCACUCUAAAAUUCCCGGCAUCUCGAAAAGCAUCGCCUGCGCCGACAGCCACGACCAAGCAAUCGAGCAAAACCCCGUCGCUACUCGCCAACGCGACCGAUUCGCGGCCUCCUCCUAGCCCAUGACACUACCAGUUCUAGAGGCCAUGCAAUAGCGCGCCCAACCCUCACAAUGGCCGAAGUAACCACCCUCGAUGCGCUGCAGCUUUUCCACCGCGACUUAGCUGCCGUUCGCAACGGACGUCCUGAAGGCGUCGAGUCCUUGGACAACCCCGAGAUCCACGCCUUGUUCGAAACGGAACUCGAGAAAACAUGGCAGAGGCCUCAGAGAGAUGAGAAGAGUCGGCAGGCCGUCAAGUCCGGCAAGCUCGUCAUCGACGAAGAAGAAUACGCUCUCAACGAAGAGUUUCAGCAGAUUGUACUCAACCUUGCCGAUGAGGCCGAGAUUAAUGAAAUCGAAGCGACGCGAUGCCUGCUCGACGCAAAAGAUGAUCCCGCCAGUCUAGGGCGCUCGCUGCUCGAGUGCGGGCUGAUUCGAGUUCAUCAACAACGCAAAUACACCCUCGACAUUGUACGACUGCUGAUGGAAAUUGACGCGUUGGAUGAGGAAGAUGUCGACCCAGAGAUACUCAACGUCGUACAGAUGUGCUUGUCAGCGACUGUGUUCCAUAACUUACCCGGCGAAACUGCUUCGUCACAAAAGAGACUACUCCCAAGGUGCAUGUCAGCGAUGCAAGACGUCCGGGCUUGGCUUCAGAAGAUCGCCGACAAGAUGACAGCAGCGGCCGUAUUGAUCAACGGCAGAGGCGGUCAGGUCCCGGAGGAGAUGGAGACGAUUGAGUUUUCUCGUGUCAGCCUCUACCAGCAACACGAGAUCCUAGCCGUCAUCCUCUGUCGCACAAUUGAGAAGCGAGAGGCUGAAAUUGGCGAUUUCAAAGCUUUCUUACAGAAUCUGAGGAAUGCCGACAGAUAUGACGUCCUGCUCGCGCAUCUGUUUCCUGCCCUGGGCGCAUACAUAACACUCUACGGCUCGACUGAAGGCAUAUCAAACCUGAACAUGGCCAGAGAGCUUAAUCCGAUCAUUUGUCCGCAGAACGACGAGAGCCCCUGGCGCCUAGUCUACUUACAGGCAGCGGUCAAAGCUUGGUGGCUGUCUGAGUAUAGUGGAUGGUAUCUGGAUGACUCGCUUCUCGGCGGCUUGGAAGGUGUGGAUUUGGAUCAAGAGGAUCGACAGAGGUCCAAGCAGUUCAUGGAGGCGUUGAAAGACGGUGCUUUCGAUUUCAUCCUCUCCAUUGCUGCAGAUGUCAAGACCCCUGAAUGGGUCGACCCUUCAAGGAUUACCAUGCGCAACUGGCUUCAGCGGAAGGCUCCUCCGCUCAUCUCGGACUCGAUUGUUUUUGCCGAAUACUUCCAAGAGUUACUAAUGAACCAGCUGGAGGUCUUCGUUGACGCCUUCAUCUCCAAUCUCCCCGACGUUCUCAGGAAGCUUCGCGUCGAGGAAGAUGAGCAACGCCAACUCAGCCAGGCACACGAGCAAGACCUAGACCUGGAGCGCUUUCUGGUCAUCAUAGCCUACGCGUACGAAGGCCGUCCUGAUGCCGCGAUGAAUUUCUGGUCGGACCCUGACAGCAAUCUGGCGGGCUUCAUGCAUUGGGCGUCACGGAGAGCUUCAACGCCACUCGUCAGUUCGUUCUGUGAGAUGUUGCAGGCCAUUUCUGGGAACGAUGAAUGCGCGACAGCUGCUCACGAGUUUUUACUGGAUGAAGGACAUCAUGCAUCGGGGAAGAUGAGGCGGUCGCAGUCCCUUACCUGGCACCAAAUCUUUAGGGAGCUUGUCUUCUUCUCUAACAAGAUCAGAGAGAAAGCCACGGCCCCCCAGGUCUCGUCAACGUAUCGACCCGGCCGUCCCAGCAGCGACCAGGCCGAAUCCGAGCCGGAGUCUACAAUGAUGCUACAGUCAUACCUGCGGCUCAUCACCAAGCUUGCUUCAGAGAGCGAGACUGCAAGGCAGUUCCUUCUGAAGGAGCCCAGCUUCAACCUUGUGGAGAUGCUUUUCCAGCUUGCCAGCAGUCCAGUUCCGGCGGACCUCCGCGCAGGCACCUUUUUGGCUUUGCGCGCAUUGAUCUCUCGCAAAACACAAGAGGAAGCCAACAUCAUGUGGCAAUGUCUGGAGGCCUGGAUGAACGGUGCUUACAUAGUGACCCCAAGUCAGCACCGAUCCCCCCAGAGCUCACCGGUUGUGUCUAUGGACACGGUCAGCGACGACAUCUGCCACGGUUUCGAUGAGCCACAUGCCUUCAUCCAGCUCUUGAUCGCACUGGUCACUCCCCCGGAGGAUAGCAGCCCACUCAACGACUCACUGCCCUUCCCGGAGAACCUCGGGUCGGCUAACCGCAUGCCUGGGAUCGAAAUCUACGUUGACACUGUUCUGGGCAAGGUUUUUGCAAACAAGGCCAACGAAGUGAAUGACAUCAACCAGCUAAGGAUGCUGCGCCUGAGCUGUCUUGAGUUUGCAGCAACCUGUCUCUCAACGUUCAAUGAAAACCUGAUUGUCAUCGCAAACGAAACCAAUAUUCCCAUUGAUUCGGCCAUGGCGGCGACGGAUUUGGCAACCUAUGUCAAGUUACACCCUUUUGCCCGAGUUAUGGAAUGGAUGUUCAACGACAAGGUCAUUGCGGCUCUCGCCCAGACCAUCCAUCAGGAUGCCGUGGAUGUCGGCAACGCACCGCCCGAUUCGCCAGUCAUCCUGGGUAUUCUGAGAGCUGUGGAGGUUAUCUCCAAGGUUCUGGAUCUCCAGGCAACCUUCCUUGAUCUUGUCCGGCCCCUGAUCAAGAUGCAGUCUAAUCACCGGCGCCCCCCUGUCGCCAACGCUGCGUAUGCUUCGUUCGAAGACGGUCUGGUCGGCCAUCUCGGUCUUGUAGUUGACCUGGGAAACUACUGCGGUCUUGGCCAUCCCGAACUAACACUGUCCUGUCUGAGAUUAUUACAAAAGAUGACGGCAUCGUUCAAGAUCACUUCGGCAUGGUCAUCCACACCUGGCCGCAAAAGCCAUCGCAACAAAGCCAUUGUCGCGCUCGAGGCGAAUGGAGAGCACGAGACUAUAGCCCGAUCGCUCGCCGCGGAGCUGAUGACGCCCCUCGACUGGGGACGGGAAGCCGAGUCGCCCAGCUAUCUCACCAAAACAUACAUUCUCGACUUUCUUUCAAGCUGCCUAGCAGCAAGCCCCGACAAGCCUACGAUUGCUCAUCUCCUACUGGGCUUUCACUGUGGCGUUGACUCGCUGUCUAUAGAGCCCAAUGGGACUUUUGCCUCCCGGACGUCCGUCUUCCACAACAUGUUGAGGUUGCUGUUGGACACACCAUUUGGUGAUGCACAAGGUAUGCGGCAUUGGCUUGUGUCCUUGAAGAGCAAGUCUAUGCAUAUCCUGAGGGUCUUGUGGACAUCACCUCUAUCGGCCCCUUUUGUUAUCGACGAGCUCCGAGAUAACGAGGUCCUGUUUCAUCUCCUGCUCCGCGAGGUAGUUAUCCAGCCCCAAUUGCCGUGGGAAAACCAAGAUAUCAGCGCCCCUGAUUUCCCGCUCACUGAAGGUGCGCCGACUUUUAUCGAGUUUCUUGCUCUGCGCAGCAUGAGCUUAGAGUACAUUGCGAUGGAACUCUGCAGUAUAUCGCAGAGUCGGAUGCCAUCCCUCAAGCGACGGAUUUUCGAGGCUCUCAACGGCCAGAUCGUGGGCGAGAACAACGAGCCCAUGCCCAUCCCCACCGUGUUCGACUUGUACGACUUUUCACUACCCGAGGGUAUCUGGGAUGAAUCACUCCCUGCCCUUCAGUUUUACAAGGACCUCGAUCUUAGUACCUGUCUUGAGGAGGACGAUCACGGAAACGCCAUCUACAACGUCGACCGAGCGAGGGAGAUCCUGUUACUUAAACGCAGUGAAAGAAAGCAUGAUGGUGUCGUCCUGACGGCGCAAGAUUUUGCCACUCUGGAGCGGGAAGAGACGUUAAUCAUCAACUAUCUCAUCUUCACCAACCGUCAAAAGCGGAUGGCGUCGCAAGGUCUCGGUGUUCUAAAGACGUGGACGAAUCUGCUUCUCGUCAUGGUCGCAUCGAACGAGUUCAAGGGCACAACCGAGGCCUCGUUCUACCUGCAAGCGCUACAAGCUAUCCUGCCCGGCCUGGAGGCUUCGGCGUUCGAGCGGCCUGAGGAAGCGAUGGAGCUUGCUAAGCUGGCGAGGGUCCUCCUCUUCAAACUCGACUUGAGCUCGAAGCCUUCGCUGGACCGAGAAAGCCAGGCUAUUGGUAGUCUCGUGAGCGACAAGCUUUACCAGCUGUUCCAGGUCUGCCUGCAAGCCAUCGGCAAGUGGACCGGCUCCUCACAGCUCCGAGCAAUCUACUACAGCAUUUGCUACCGCUACUUGACGGGGAUGGUGGACCAAGGACUGCUCGUCGCCGGCCGGCAGAAGACGCUGAAAACGAUCCAGAUGUAUGGCGAGAGGCUCAUCAACGUCAUUUGCGACGACGCGUACAGUAGUGACCCUGCGUGCCAGACCGCCGCCUUCGUCCUCCUCACCGUGCUCGUCAAUCUGGGACGACAAGAAGACGACCCGCACAUUGUCGAAACGCUCAACCGGCUCAAUUUCAUUGGCAUCCUCGUCGACUCGCUACGGACCAUUUUGCAUGACUGGACCGAGAUCGUUCACACGGGCAACACGGCGCAGGAGACUUACGUGGCAGCCAAGUUGGCACUGCUUCUGCAGCUCGCACAGACCAAGCCCGGCGCCAAGUACGUUCUGCACGCGAAUCUGUUCCGGUCCAUCGAGGCCUCUGGCCUCUUCGCGGCGGAUCCGGAACUGCAGAUCGACCCUACGAACUCCAAGGCUCUGGAGAAGCAUUACGAGCUGCUCGCCAAGGUCACGCAGGUUGUCAGCGCGGCCAUUGUUAGCCGCGGCUCCAGCAACGUGCUUCAGGGGCGCAGGUUUCUUACGGAGCAUCGUAUGCUAGUGACGCAUACCCUCAAGCGCAGCGCGGGCAUCGGCACGAUCGAAGGGGAGGGUGUCCUGGAGGAGCGCAUCGAGGAGUUAGCUGAGGGCUUCAUGGUUCUGAUCGCCGCGACAGGUUUCCUCGAGUUUGAGAACGAGGUGAUGCCGGAGCCUAAAAGGCAGGGCCCUGUUUUGUUCACUUGAGGAACCAGAUGGAGAGAAAGAGAGAGAGAGAGAGAGAGAGAGAGAGAGAGAGAGAGAGAGAGAGAGAGAGAG